This is a messenger RNA of Engraulis encrasicolus (European anchovy), 3205 nucleotides long. RefSeq names its product NIMA-related kinase 4 (gene nek4). Gene Ontology annotation, biological process: protein phosphorylation. The record is from RefSeq and is a predicted model, not a curated record. Bases 123 to 2813 code for a protein of 896 amino acids. Gene Ontology annotation, molecular function: ATP binding; protein kinase activity. NCBI's taxonomy places the organism in Eukaryota, Metazoa, Chordata, Actinopteri, Clupeiformes, Engraulidae. The transcript is spliced from 16 exons.
UGAUGUAAAUAGACAGACGAACUUAAAAAUCUUUUUGCCUUUGAAACAUUGUGUGACCAUAUCCACUGGGCUCACGAGAAUAAUAGAAGAUGAAGACGACAAAAUAAGUUGCAUUCUACACAAUGGACAGCUACGUUUUCCUAAGAGUUGUUGGAAAAGGGAGCUACGGUGAAGUUCAUCUUGUAAAGCACAAAUCAGAUCGAAAACAGUAUGUCAUAAAGAAGUUAAACCUCAAAACGUCCUCCCGACGUGAGAGAAGGUCGGCUGAACAGGAGGCCCAGCUUCUCUCCCAGCUCCGUCACCCCAACAUCGUCACAUACAGAGAGUCUUGGGAAGGAGAUGACUGCCAGCUUUAUAUCGUCAUGGGUUUCUGUGAAGGGGGAGACUUGUACCACAGGCUGAAGCAACAGAAAGGUGAACUCCUACCUGAGAGGCAGGUGGUAGAGUGGUUUGUCCAGAUCGCCAUGGCUCUCCAGUAUCUGCAUGAAAAGCGUAUUUUGCACAGAGACCUGAAGACCCAGAACAUCUUCCUGACCAAGACCAACAUCAUCAAAGUGGGGGACCUAGGCAUCGCCAAGGUUCUAGAGAGUCAGAAUGACAUGGCCAGUACUCUCAUCGGAACGCCAUACUACAUGAGUCCUGAGCUCUUCUCCAACAAACCCUACAACCACAAGUCGGAUGUGUGGGCUCUGGGUUGCUGUGUGUAUGAGAUGUCCACUUUGAAACACGCCUUCAAUGCCAAGGACAUGAACUCACUAGCAUACCGCAUCGUGGAGGGGAAGCUUCCCCAGAUGCCCAGUAAGUACGACCCUCAGCUGGGAGAGUUGAUCCGGAGGAUGCUGUGCAAGAGGCCAGAGGAGCGGCCAGAUGUCAAGCAGAUCCUCAGACAGCCGUACAUCAAGCAACAGAUAGCCAUGUUCCUGGAGGCCACCAAAGAAAAAGCCGCCAAGUCCAGAAACAAAGCCGUUAAGAAUAAGCCCAACAGUAGUGGGUCUGUGAGUGCAGCUGCUACCAAAAGUGAACUUCCUCCAGCAGUACCUCAGACUAAGAACAAAGUGAGAAGGAGAGAAGACAAUUUAAAACAACGCAGUCCACAUGUGUCCAAUGGCGUACAAGAAAAUGCCCCAUUAAAGUUGCCUUCACCGCCGAAAUCCCCAGCCCAAGAUGUAUUUAACUCAACAGAGCACUCUAUAGCCACUCUAACCAAUAUUGAUGUUGCUAUGCAACCACGGGAGGUUGAGGAACCAAAGCCCCGGAAAGUCAGGGCGCCCAAGUCUGUGCCUGAUCAAAAACCCAACGAUGGCCUUAAUCAGAAGCCACCAGUUUGUAAAAGGACCCCGAAACAUGAGCCCACUGCCCCCCAGCACUCCCCGCAUAAACUUGGACAGGAUCUGUCAGCAGAGCAGGUGAGGAGGGUAUCAAAUGGACCUGUAUUACAAAGCCCCUCGUCCAACAUAGCAGCAGUGUCCCCAGACAGACUAAGACCCUCAGCAGAAUUACUGUCGCCUGAUGCUGAUAUGGAGAAGGAGGAGGACACCUUGAAGCUUCUCCAAGAAGCAGCCAUGAAUGCUCCGUCACCGGCCUCUGGUGGACCUUCGCAGGUCUAUUACCUGCAGCAAGAGGAUAGCGGUGCAGCUGAACAACCCAAGAGUCCGUCUGCCCAUGCUGACGUCCAUGACAUCAAAGAUGACACAAUCACUCUUCUGAAAGAGGCUGCUGACCACAAACAUAUUGGAGAAGUUCACGAGAGUUUAGAAUCAACAGAGAAACUGCUAGAGCCCUUCACUCCAGUGCCAAUAAUGGAGCCUUUAAAUGUUGCUGUCCUUCCCCCUGUCCCUGAAAGAGAAGUUUCUGUACUUCAUCACCCAACGUCUUCCUCAGAGCCCUCUAAGUCAAGGCAGAGAAGGCAGAGGAACCGGGAGAAAGGAGUGGAGACUCUGAACAAGGACAAAAAAACCUCGAGACCGCUGCCACCUCCACCUGUUGAGGCUGUAUUAGCCCCCGUGAUGGUGAAGAGCAAAUCAGCCCCUGGGCCUGACCACGUCCAACUCUCUGAGUACUGGCAGCAAGACAGGAUCACCCCUGUUCCACAGGAUCGUCCACUGUCAGCGAGAGAGAGGAGAAGACUGAGACAGUCUCAGGAACAUUUGAAUCAACAAGUUGCACCAGCGAUGAGGAGGGCAUCCUACGAUGUGGCCUUGCUGAGCUGUAAACAAGCAGACCAGCCUGACUACCACAGGCCAGCCAGUGUAUCCAUGGAAACAAGCAAGCAGGAGAGGCAGUGUUGGCGUCGCUCAGAUGAGGAGGACUGCGGCUCUUCCACCAGCUCCACUGAGCGCUCAGAGGGAGAUGGCAGAGACGGGAAAAAUGACUCUUGUGAGAUGCAGGACCUGGUUCAGAUGAUGACACAGACUCUGCGACUGGACUCAAGAGAUGCUGUUGGUGAACCAGAUGGACAAAGACGUUCAUCUAAACUCCCGUCAGAGUUUAAGAUCAACCGCAAAUAUAAGGACACUAUGCUCCUCCAUGGGAAAGCCAUAGACGUGAAGGAAGACUUCCACAUUGAUGAUUUCUGUGCAGGUGACACAUCUGGUCCUGCCAAGAUCAGGAGAGCUGUUGAACAGUUGCGGACGGACGUGGUGAAAGGUCUAGGAGUGAAGCUGCUGGACAGUGUCCUGGACAUCAUGCAGGAGGAGGAUGAGGACAAACGGGAGCGACAUUUAAAGGAAGCAAUGGGAGAAGAGAAAUACUCAACUUAUGCUGUGAUGGUUCAUCAACUCAAGUUCUUUGAGGAUGUUGCUUUCAAAGACUAAGAUUUCACAAGGGACAAUCUGCCAAACUACUGACAAGUCAGAUCUCAGAUCUGUUUUUUUUCCUAGUCUGUUACAGACAAUCACUGUCCUGUAUAUUAGAUAUAUUUUCUGUAGAACUACGGUUAUCAUUCCUCUUGUAAUGAGAAUGUUCUGGCCAGAUUUCUAUUUUUCAUUCAUAUUGGAUAUGCAAUUACAGCCGAGCACACUGACAUACAGUUCUUUUUUUAUACACAAUGAAAUGUUUUAACCAGAUAAUAAUGUUGUAACAUAUUUUGUAAAAAUAAGAGCUGUUAAACUGCAAAUUGUCAAUCCAAAAAGUAAUGUAUAUUGGGUCCGGUAGAAAAAGGCUGUGGCUUAGGUUUACAGUUACAAAUAAAAGUCUCGAAAAUUCA